AGUCCCGGCUGAAGCGUCUCGGCCGUGGUCUUGGCCGUUAGCGUUGCCUCCUGGAGGCUCUGGCGGCGGCGGCGACUCCCAGGGCUCGUAGAGGGCACAGCCGGCCGCCCCCAGCUCGUGGCCGCCUCCAGCAGCCCGGCGCUGGGACUGGGGAGGAGAGGCGAGGCGGCGGCGGCGGCGGGUUGUGCCCGGCCCCCCUCCUCCUCGCCUCCGGUCCCCGGGCGACUGCGGACUCCGGGCAGCCCCCGGGCGGCGGCCGAGCGGACGGCGGGGGAUGGCGAGAUAGCGGCGCGGGAGUGGCCCGACUGACUUCUUUGCACGGAUGGUGAACAUUUCUUUACAUUUGAGAAGGCCAUCCUGGAUGGUGGAUAGUAAAAGAAUGAGGAUGACUUCAAAUUUCCAGUGGCUCCCACUAGCAUUUAUUCUUCUGUAUUUAAUAAGUCAAGUAAAUAGCCAGAAAAGGGGGGCUCCUCAUGAUUUGAAGUGCAUAACUAACAAUUUGCAAGUGUGGGACUGUUCUUGGAAAGCACCCUCUGGAGCAGGCCAUGGUACUAUUUAUGAAGUUUGCAUUGAAAACAGGUCCCGUUCUUGUUAUCAGUCAGAGAAAACAAAUGCUAAAAUCCCAGCUCUUUUACCUGGUGAUCAUGAAAUAACCAUAAACCAUCUCUAUGAUUUUGGAAAUUCUAUAAGUAAAUUCACACUAAAUGAAAAAAAUGUUUCCUUAAUUCCAGAUACGCCAGAGAUCUUGAAUUUGUCUGCUGAUUUCUCAACUUCUACGUUAUACCUCAAGUGGAAUGACAGGGGUUCUGUUUUUCCCCGUCACUUAAAUGUCAUCUGGGAAAUUAAAAUUCUGCGUAAAGAAAAUAUGGAAAUCAUAAAAUUAGUGACCCACAACACAACUGUGAAUGGUAAAGAUACAGUUCAUCACUGGAGUUGGGCCUCAGACAUGCCCUUGGAGUGCACCACCCAUUCUGUGGGAAUUCGAUACUAUGUUGAGGAUCCUCAUUUCUCUGGUCGCAAAGAGUGGAGUGAUUGGAGCCCACUGAAGAACGUUUCUUGGUCUCCUGAUUCUCAGCCUAAGGUUUUUCCUCAGGACAAAGUGAUACUUGUAGGCUCAGAUAUAAUAUUUUGUUGUGUGACUCAAGAAAAAGUGUUAUCAGCACAGAUUGGACAAACAAAUUGCCCCCUUAUUCAUCUUGAUGGGGAAAAUGUUGCAAUCAAGAUCCACAAUAUUUCUGUUUCUGCGAACAGUGGGACGAAUGUGGUUUUCACGACAGAAGAUAACAUAUUUGGGACGGUCAUUUUCGCAGGAUAUCCACCUGAUAUUCCUCAAAACCUGAAUUGUGAGACAUAUGAUUUAAAAGAGAUUAUAUGUACGUGGAAUCCAGGAAGACCGACAGCAUUGGUGGGCCCACGCAAUACAAGUUACACUUUAUUUGAAAGCUUCUCAGGAAAAUAUGUUAAGUUUAAAAGAGUUGAAGCACCAACAAAUGAAAGCUAUCAGUUAUUCUUUCAAAUGCGUCCAAAUCAAGAAAUCUAUAAUUUUACUUUGAAUGCUCGCAAUCCUCUGGGUCGAUCAGAAUCAACUAUUUUAGUUAACAUAACUGAGAAAGUUUAUCCUCGUAUUCCUACUUCAAUCAAAGUGAAGGAUAUUAAUUCAACAGCUGUUACACUCUCCUGGCAUUUACCGGGCAACUUUGCAAAUAUUAAACUUUUAUGUCAAAUUGAAAUUAAUAAAACUAACUCAGUACAAGAAUUGCGGAAUGUCACGAUCAAAGGAGUAGAAAAUUCAAGUUAUCUUGUAGCUGUGGACAAGUUAAAUCCAUACACUAUAUAUACUUUCCGGAUUCGCUGUUCUACUGAAACUUUCUGGAAAUGGAGCAGAUGGAGCAAUGAAAAAAAAUACUUAACCACAGAAGCCAUUCCUUCAAAGGGACCAGAUACUUGGAGAGAAUGGAGUUCAGAUGGAAAAAAUUUAAUAAUCUAUUGGAAGCCUUUACCCAUUAACGAAGCUAAUGGGAAAAUCCUUUCCUAUAAUGUGUCAUGUUCGCUAGAUGAGGAAACACAGUCCCUUUCUGAGAUCCCUGAUCCUCAACACAAGGCAGAACUACAACUUGAUAAAAACGACUACAUCAUCAGUGUGGUGGCAAAAAAUUCUGUUGGUUCAUCACCACCUUCUAAAAUAGCUAGUAUGGAAAUUCCAAAUGAUGAUCUCAAAGUAGAGCAGGUGGUCGGAAUGGGAAGUGGAAUUCUCCUUACGUGGAAUUACGAUCCCAGUAUGACUUGUGACUAUGUUAUUAAGUGGUGUAACUCCUCUCGGUCCGAGCCCUGCCUUAUGGACUGGAAGAAAGUCCCUUCAAACAGCACUGAAGCUGUAAUAGAAUCUGAUCAGUUUCGACCAGGUGUACGAUACAAUUUUUUUCUGUAUGGGUGCAGAAAUCAAGGCUAUCAGUUACUACGUUCUGUAAUUGGAUACAUAGAAGAAUUGGCUCCAAUUGUUGCACCAAAUUUUACUGUUGAGGACACAUCGGCAGAUUCAAUAUUAGUAAGAUGGGAAGAUAUUCCUGUGGAAGAGCUCAGAGGCUUUUUAAGAGGAUAUUUAUUUUACUUUGAAAAAGGAGAGAGAGACACGUCUAAGAUAAGGGGUUUGGAAUCAGGUCGUUCGGACAUAAAGGUUAAGAAUAUUACCGACCUCUCCCAGAAGACGCUGAGAAUUGCUGAUCUUCAGGGUAAAACGAGUUACCAUCUGGUCCUGCGAGCCUAUACAGAUGGUGGGAUGGGCCCAGAGAAGAGCAUGUUCGUGGUGACAAAGGAAAAUUCUGUGGGAUUAAUUAUUGCCAUUCUCAUCCCAGUGGCAGUGGCUGUCAUUGUGGGAGUGGUGACGAGCAUUCUUUGCUAUCGGAAGCGAGAAUGGAUUAAAGAAACCUUCUACCCUGACAUUCCAAAUCCAGAAAAUUGUAAAGCUUUACAGUUUCAGAAGAGUGUCUGUGAGGGAAACAGCGCUCUCAAAACAUUGGAAAUGAAUCCUUGCACCCCAAAUAAUGUUGAGGUUCUGGAAACUCGAUCAGCAGUUCCUAAAAUAGAAGAUACAGAAAUGAUUUCCCCCACAGCUGAGCGCCCGGAAGAGAGCUCUGAUGCGGAACCCGAGAACCAUGUGGUCGUGGCCUAUUGUCCACCAGUCAUCGAGGAAGAGAUUCCAAACCCAGGAGUGGAUGAAGCCGGGGGCACCUCACAAGUCAUUUACAUCGAUGUCCAGUCUAUGUAUCAGCCUCAGGCAAAGACAGAGGAAGAACAAGAAAGCGACCCUGUAGGGGGGGCCGGCUAUAAGCCACAAAUGCACCUCCCCGUCACUUCUACUGUAGAAGACCUAGCUGCAGACGAUGACUUAGACAAAACUGCAGGUUACAGACCUCAGGCAAAUGUAAAUACUUGGACCUUAGUAUCUCCAGACUCUCCCAGAUCCACAGACAGCAACAGUGAAAUUGUCUCUUUUGGAAGUCCCUGCUCCAUUAACUCCCGACAGUUUUUGAUCCCUCCUAAAGAUGAAGACUCUCCGAAAUCGAAUGGAGGAGGGUGGUCCUUUACAAACUUCUUCCAGAACAAACCGAACGACUAACGGUGUCACUCUAUCACUUCAGUCUGCCAUCUCAGUACGCUCUCACUGCUGGCGUUGCCGUGCCAGCACUGGGCAUCUCGGAGGGAUCCUGUGAAGUAUUGCUAGCAAGGUGGACCUCACGGCACAAGUCACACUCAAAGUGUUAAUGUGCUUCUAACAUAAUCUCACAGCCCAAGUAGAGUAACUCAGAAAUUCAGACCAUGCAACUCAAGUUUUGGAGCUAUCUGUGAUUAGAGCCAAAUGAUUCUCCCGUGCCCCACCUUCGGGAAGCACUCCUCUGCCAAUCCUGUCUAGUCCCAUUCAUGCCAAACAGAUCCCACAACCACGUGUUCUGUUCUGUUCAUGGUUUUCUCACAUGGAUACUUUGUGGAAUUGCAAGCAGAUUUACAGGCACAGGAGAAAAAUGUCAAAGUAACAGACGAUGUUUAUUUGCCUGACACUUGCUCCAUUCUAGAUGAAAACCAAGCACAGAUUUUGAAACUUUUAACAUUAUUCUCCUCCAGCCACAGGAUUUACAAAAGAUUAAAAGAAGUUUUAAUGUAGCAGCAGCUACUUAGUGUUUUGUUUGAUAAAGUAUACUGAUUCCCAUGCCUACUGUAUAAUGGUUAUCAAACAGUUUUCUCAGGGGUACAAACGUUGAAAAUGAGCGUGACACUGACCAGCCCAAAUCAGAAUUGUGUUCUCUUGCUUUGGGAGGUUUUACAAACCUGUCCCUCACUUUGUAGCUUGCAUGCUAACUUCCCUUAUUGCAGUUGGUUGCCCUAAUAUUUAAAACUGAAAUCUAAGACUCUAGAUCUAAGUUUUUUAAAACAUGUGGGGUUUUUUUGUUUUUUUGUGUGUUUUUUGGCAUGUGACGCAGUGUCAGUUUUAUAAACGUGUGCAAAUUCAAUAUUAUUGAUAAACAUAGAAUUCCAGUGAGUUGCUAUUUGAGGUGAUGACUGAGCAGUCUCGCUGCAUUAGCUAUGUGUGCAGCCCUAAGUGGUUUCAGUGCCUCCUGAGAAGACCGUGCCAGGGAGCCCCCCCGCACCCAGGCAGUGAUGACCUUCGACACCUCGUAGCGAAUGUUCUUCCUGAUCAGGCAUUUUGGCAAGUUCUUCCUCUGAAAUGAUCAUGAGUUCAGACUUUAUAUAAAACUAAAAAGCUAAUGCUUCCUAUAGGAACAGUUACUCAAGGGCUGUUUUCUAUGAACUGUCACAAAGUCCGUUUGAGUCCGCAGACAUGCCUGUAUUAAGGGUACAGCAUUUUCUUUGUGAGCUGCCCGUGAUCGCGUGUCUUCACAGCAUCCUCUGCCCAUGUCUGGUCUUCAUAGGUGAGGUCUAGGAUGAAUGUGGUCACAAUGAAAAACUCAAAAGUGUAUUUUCUAUUUCCGCUACCCCCACGUUGUCUGUAUAUUUUGUCUUUUGAUAGUUAUGGCAAAGUACCUGAAAAAUGGAAAUAUCUGAAUACAUCAAAAUGUGCCUGUU
Molecule: messenger RNA, 5079 nt
Organism: Hyaena hyaena (striped hyena)
Lineage: Eukaryota; Metazoa; Chordata; Mammalia; Carnivora; Hyaenidae
Gene: LIFR
Product: LIF receptor subunit alpha
Exons: 20
Coding region: 323-3616 (1097 amino acids)
Biological process (GO): positive regulation of cell population proliferation; cytokine-mediated signaling pathway
Cellular component (GO): external side of plasma membrane; signaling receptor complex; membrane
Molecular function (GO): oncostatin-M receptor activity; cytokine binding; ciliary neurotrophic factor receptor binding
Source: RefSeq, a predicted model, not a curated record